This is a messenger RNA of Prorocentrum cordatum, 582 nucleotides long. The record is from the annotation of a GenBank genome assembly. NCBI's taxonomy places the organism in Eukaryota, Dinophyceae, Prorocentrales, Prorocentraceae.
AUGAUGGAUUACGGCAGUUUCUCACGAGCAUUCUUGACGAUGUUCGAGAUUUCUCUUGCGAAUUGGCCGGAGUCUUGCAGAGUGCUAGUCGAAGAUGUCCACGAAUUGUUCAUAAUUUACGCGCUAUUGCACAAAAUGAUCCUUGGAUUCGCGGCGGUAGGGGUGGUCAACGCCGUCUUUACCCAAGAGACAUUCAAGGUGGCUACGUUGGAUGAUGGCGUCAUGGUGGCCCAAACGAGGCGAAGACAGAGGGCCCACAGGCAAAAGAUGGAGACUCUGUUUAAAGAGGCAGACUUGAACGCAGAUGGCUUCAUCACUAUCGACGAAUGGGAGGAGAUCUGCAAGGAUGACUGGGUUCAGGCCUGGCUUGGUGCUCAAGGGAUAGAGUCUCACGACACCAAGGGCCUGUUCGAUCUGUUGGCCAGUGAUGAUGGGACAAUGACAGCGGAGGAACUUGUCAGAGGAACAGAAAAACUUCAGGGAGCUGCCGCCAUGAUGGGCGUCAUUCAGCGGAUUAUUGAUAUCAAGCGGGAGCUGAAACAUGUGACGGGGAAAAUAGAGAUAAGCAGCGCUAAAUUGUAG